AUGGUGUUCAACGGCGGGACUGUUAUGUCGGUAGCCCAUUUGUCGGCGGAGGUCUGGCAGCGAUUACGGCGGAUCCCGACGUCGGAUCGCAUAAGUAGCCACGAGAUGCUUGACCUCGUCCUCUUCUUCCCGCUCCAGGAAUUGAGUCGGUUCGCUUUGUUUCUCUUGACUUUUCUCUGUCUUCCUCCGCCAGGUUUGCUCUAUCCCGAAGCUGACCAAGAAGACGAUCGUGGUGAUCACGGUUUUGCUUAUGGCUCAUCCUCUGCUUCCAUCGCUACGUAUCAGAAUCACUUUCAUCUGCAUUUUGAGUGA
Microthlaspi erraticum is the source of this 312-nucleotide messenger RNA. NCBI's taxonomy places the organism in Eukaryota, Viridiplantae, Streptophyta, Magnoliopsida, Brassicales, Brassicaceae. The record is from the annotation of a GenBank genome assembly.